AAAAUGCUUGUUUUGAACAGAGGCAUAUUUACUACUGAAAAAACCCGAGAAAUGUUUCCAGACAAUUGACAUAUUUGAUUACUAUACUAAGGUAUGAUUGAUUAACUACAUCUAUAUAUAUAUAUGUGAGUACUCUAAUUAUGGUCUAAUAACGUCGCAAAAAGGGUUUCGAUUACAAGUGGAAGAGUAUCCUAGUGACGCCACCUCCUUUACGGCAAAUGGAAUAUGGCGGAGGGUGAGAAAUCCCUAGACGGACUGGAGCUCAGCAAGCAAUGGCUGGAGGCUGCAGACAGCAGGGCGGAGCUCUUCCGCUACCUGAAGGAGCAGGUGCCACAGAUAUUCUGCCUGAAGAAGGAGUCCAGCCCUCAGGAGGAAGAGGAGCUCAUGCAGAGCAGACUCCUCCUCCCUUUAGAGUGCUUCCUGUUUGGAGAGGAUCCUCAGGAGGGUCUGGAGAAGCUCAAGCAGGGCAGCACCUCCUCCCAACUCUGUGGACGUGUUUUUAAAGAGGGAGAGACUGUGUACUCCUGCAGGGAUUGUGCAAUAGAUCCCACGUGUGUCCUGUGCAUGGAUUGCUUCCAGGAUAGUGUGCACAAAAGCCAUCGCUACAAGAUGCACGCGUCAUCCGGCGGGGGCUUCUGUGAUUGUGGGGAUGUAGAAGCCUGGAAGAUUGGCCCAUGUUGCUCCAAACAUGACCCGGGGUCAGCCACUGCCAUGGUAACGGAUGAGUGUGCGUUGGAGCCUGAGAUAUAUGAGCGUGCUGAGAGGCUGUUCCGGGUACUGCUCCACUACGUCACAGAUUUCUUGGUGUGGGAGGAGAGCCUUGACCUAUCAGCUGAGCUCCAGCCCCGGACAAAAGAGAACGCAUACUACUGUGUACUGUACAAUGAUGAGCACCACUCGUACGACCAUGUGAUCUACACCCUGCAGCGUUCUGUUAACUGUGAUCAGGCUGAAGCACAGACACACACAGCACUUAUUGACAAAGAGGGUCGGCGGGCAGUAAAGAGAGGAACCCUUCGUUCCUGCCAGCAAGCAAAAGAUCUCAUCAGGUCCAACUCGGAGCACAUUUCCCUGCAGCCCCUACGUGUGGAGAUCCUUCAUGCAGCAGUAAUGGCUCAUCAAACCUUUGUUCUGCGCCUCGGCCCCUGGUUCCAAAAGAUCAUCAGUUACUCAGUGGGCUUCAGGCAGGCCUUCUGUCAGGUGGCACUAGAGACCAACACAGACGGAGAUCAGCCUUGCCUCAUCAGCAGACUCAUGCUGCACGAUGGCAGGAUGUACAAAGGUGCUCGCAAGAUUGUACAUGAACUGAUAUUCUGUAGCAUGCUGAUGGAGACAGAGUUCAAGAGGCUUUUUGCAAUUGAAUUUACGAAGCACUAUAAGCAGCUGCAAAAGGACUUCAUAAUUGAUGACCAUGAGAGGAGCAUAUCCAUCACAGCGCUGUCUGUUCAGAUAUUCACUGUACCCACUUUGGCCAGACAGCUCAUCGAAGAGGGCAAUGUCAUUAAAGUGAUAGUUGGUACAGUCAUGGAUUUGCUGCUUGAACAUCUGGAUGACAACAAUCGCUUCUUCUUCCUUGGCUACAACUCCGACAAGUUCUCACGCAUCCAGGUCAUCUUCCACGACCUCAGGUAUAUCCUGAUCAGUAAACCCUCAGUUUGGACUGAAGAGCUGCGGAGAGAGUUCAUAGAGGGAUUCAAAGUCUUCCUUGGGCUUCUCAAAUGCAUGCAGGGUAUGGAGGAAGUGAAGCGCCAGUUUGGUCAACACAUUGCGGUCGAGCCAGAAUGGGAGGCUGGCUUUUCUCUUCAGAUCCAGCUUCGCCACAUUCUUGCUAUGUUUCAGGACUGGUGUUCCUCUGAUGAGGAGAUCUUGCUGCUUGCAUUUGAAGAGUGCCACACAGUCCUGAUGCAGUGCAAUAACCAGCCCUUCCACAGAGAGGCCACGGACUACUACAUGUGCAAGCACAUCCUCCAUGUUCGUCCAUACAAAGUGUCUCAGGAGCCUGUCAGCAUCCAUCUGCCCAUCUCCAGGUUACUUGCUGGCCUGUAUGUACUUCUGUGCAGAACAGGGGCUGUUGAACGCCUGAAUGAUCUGGGGACCUUUGACCGCACCCAGCUGGCAGAGCAUCCUCUGCGCUGUGUGGUGCUGGCUGCACAGGUCUCAGCUGAAAUGUGGCGGCGAAACGGGCUUUCAUUGGUCAGCCAGGUCUACUACUAUCAGGAUGUAAAAUGCAGAGACGAGAUGUACGAUAAGGACAUUCUCAUGCUUCAGAUUGCUGCUUCCAAAAUGGACCCCAACCACUUCCUCAUGCUGGUCUUGUUGAGAUUUGAGCUCUUUGAUUAUUUCAAUGGAAGUUGUUCAAGCAAGGACCAGGAUGAACUGAUACAGUGGAACCGCUUGACAGAAGAGAUGCUGUACCUCCUUAUCGCCAUCAUUGGUGAGCGCUAUGUCCCCGGUAUCAGUCAGGUGACCAAAGAGGACGUGACAAUGAGGGAGGUUAUCCACCUGCUGUGCAUUGAGCCCAUGGCUCAUAGUAGCCUGGUCAAGGGUCUGCCGGAGAACGAGAGCCAUGAAACCGGCCUGGAGACUGUAAUUGCCAAAGUUGCCACCUUCAAAAAACCAGGAGUUUCAGGGCACGGAUUGUAUGGUGUAAAAAAAGAGCGUCUGGUAGAAUUCAAUCCUUUCUUCUACCAUUAUUCAAGAUCACAGCAUAGCAAGGCAGAAGAGUCUCAGAAGAAAAGAAGGACUCACGAGGGCAAUGAUAAAGCUCUGCGUCCUCCGGUGCCCCCAACCUUCUGCCCAGCUUUCUCCAGCAUAGUGCGUCUGCUCUGCUGUGACAUUAUCAUCCACGUCCUGAGACGCGUCCUGCAGAGAGCUGCAGAGGACCGGUCGACUCAUUGGACAGAAGCAAUGAUCCAGAGGGCCCUGCACUUGAUAGGUCAAGCAUUGCUGGAAGAGAAAACACAGCUUGAGGAUAGCACUGUGGAGGAAGUGACCUUUGAUUUCAGCCUCAAGGCCCGCAGAAUCGGUUCAGAACACGGCAAGUCGGUGUUCCUCUUGCUGUCCAAGAUUAAGGCUGUUCCUUCCCUUGAAGCUCAGAAAGACAUGGUCAAAUGGGUUCUACAGAUGUUUGAGAUUGUGAAGUGCCUUAGAGAGAAGUCCAGUCCAACAGCCUCCAUGAGUAUGGAUACAACCAGGCCAGAGGAGAGCGCUCAGGACAAAGAGAAAGCUGAGCGCAAAAGAAAGGCAGAGGCAGCCAAACUCCACCGGCAGAAGAUUAUGGCCCAGAUGUCAGCAAUGCAGAAAAACUUCAUAGAGUCAAACAAGAUGCUGUAUGACAACAUGCCAGAGAGUGGGACACAGGGAGAGCCUGUUGCAACUGCUGAGAGCUGUGCCAUGGAGCACAGGGAGCUGUGUGUAGCCAUCGGGCCCCACAGAGGCUGCUCUCCAGCCGAGAGGGAGGUGCUCACCUGCAUUCUUUGCCAGGAGGAACAGGAAGUUGUGGCCCAGGCUCCCGCCAUGGUACUGACUGCGUGUGUCCAGAGGUCCACAGUGCUGACACAGUGCAGAGGAAAGAUCCCGACCAAUAGAGCAGAUGGGACAGGGACAUCAUAUCCCCUCUUCAUGCCUCCCGAACUGGCAGUUGGGACCCACACUGGCAGCUGUGGACACGUCAUGCAUGCCACGUGUUGGCAGAAAUAUUUUGAGGCGGUUCAGAACAUGACCAGGAACCGGCUCCAUGCUGAGCUGAUCAUCGACCUAGAGAACGGGGAGUACUUGUGUCCCUUGUGCAAGUCUCUGUGCAACACAGUUGUCCCGCUCAUCCCGUUUGAAACGCUAACAUUUAACUAUGAAAAUGCAGAGAUAAUUGGACAGCAUUUGACUUUGCCUCGCUGGAUCCAGAUCCUCUCUGCCAGGAUUAAAGGACUCAAGUCAAUCGCUCAGGAUAAUGAAAGCAACACAGAAGGCAGCAGUGUUGAUGGGGACACGGGGCUGUGUGGAGAGGGCCAGCCAGACUUUAGAUCCAUUCUGAGCUAUGGAGUACAAGAGCCGAGGAAGUUCUCCGACAGCAUAGUGGAGAUGCUGGUUGUUUGCGCCACCACAGUUCACAGGGUGGGACUGCAGACGGCACCCAAUGAGCUGUGCCCACGUGUGCCCCUUAUGGCUUGGAACACAUGUGCCUUCACUAUUCAGGCCAUUGAAAACAUAUUGCAGGAGGAGGGAAAGCCACUCUUUGGGUCCUUGCAAAACAGACAGCUUGCAGGUCUGAAGGCAAUUGUUCAGUUUUCAGCAGCUCAGAGACUGAAGAGCUCCCAGGCUGUCAUUCAAAGGCACUUCAACGACAUGUUAGGGGUGUUGCUACCAGUCAUGGGCCGAAAGAACACGCCUUCUCUUCUGGAGGUGGACUUCUUCCAUCUUCUGGUGGGCUUGGUGUUGUCUAUCCCGGCUCUGUAUCAGGAGGAGGCCGUAGACUUACAGCCGUCUGCUGUCAGCUCCGCCUACAACCACCUGCACAUUCUGCACCUGGUCACCAUGGCUCACAUGCUGCAGGUCCUCCUUUCCUCUACAGACUUCCCUGCAGUAGUUGGAGAGGAGACGGAGGAGACGAGAGCAGCAGCAGAGCUGUACGCUACAGUGUCACAACACACUGAACGGCUGAUUCCAGAUGUGUCCGGCAGCUCUGUGGCAGAAAGAGUGAAGCAAGGAAUCGAACCUUUCCUGCGCUCUGUUGCUCUCUUUUUCAAUUGCCUUACAGGAGUCAAUCCUCCAGAGGAGCUUUGUAGUGCUGCUGUUUCCUCUCAAGGACAGAUGGAGGCGCUAUGCAGCUACUUGGUACUUCCCUCCAAUGUGUUCCAGCUCUUCCAGGAGCACAGAGACCCUGUUUCUCCACUGCUGCAGAGGUGGUGUGGAAACCCAGCUGUUACCAAAGCCCUUAAAGGCAAAGUCCAGACAGUCAGAUACCCCAGAAGAAGGAAUCGUUUGAUUGAUCUUCCUGAGGAUUACAGUGCUCUCCUCAACCAAGCGAGCCAUUUUCAGUGCCCCAAGUCUACAGAUGAUGACAGGAAGCAUCCGACCUUGUGCCUGUUUUGCGGAGCCAUGCUGUGCUCUCAGAGCUCCUGCUGUCUCACCCAGCUGGAUGGAGAAGAUGUGGGAGCUUGCACCGCUCACGCUGCUACCUGUGGGGCUGGAGUGGGCAUGUUCCUCAGGAUAAGGGAGUGUGAAAUUGUACUGAUGGCCAGUAAGACUCGAGGAAGCACAUACCCUGCUCCUUACCUGGAUGAUUAUGGGGAGACUGAUCCUCACCUUGGAAGGGGCAAUCCAUUGCACCUUUGCCCAGAGCGCUACAGGAAGCUGAACCAGCUGUGGCAGCAGCACUGCAUCCUGGAAGAAAUCGCCCGCAGCCUAGAGGUGGUCAAUGUUAUGUUUGCCUUUGAGUGGCAGAUGUUGUGAUGAUUGCACCAGCUGUGGUGGCUGGGAAGUAAAGAGCACAGCCAUAGAGCACAAUAUGCUCCAGUGCUCCUAAGACACACACACACACACACACACACACACACACACACACACACACACACACACAUACGCACACACGACCCUCCUACAAUCACGGGAGGUCUGAGCAGCCAAUCCCUCCCUGAUGAAGUCCCUGCUGGAGUCUACAGAGGGUGGGACAGUCAAAAGAGGAAGAAUAGUGGAGGGUGAUGAAUAAUAAGUAAACCCAAGUCGCCUUGUUUUAAUUUGAUUGUCUGCUGUGAGAAUGAGUUUCUCCCAGAGUAAAGUUAUUUGCAAAGAGGCUCAUUCUAAUAAAGACAAACAUCAGAUACACACCAACAUGUUUCAGUUAUCACUUCAUAUCUUUGAUUUCUCUCAGUAAUGCUGUGAAUUUCCUGCAUGCUCUUUUGGUGUUAGAUGUUAUGAUUUGACAGAAGUUAUAAUGGUUGAAUUUUGCUCUUUUGGAAGCGACGUUCAUUUAGAAAGAAAGCAUGAUCCCAGAUUUCACACAUUUUUGCUUUUGCCCAUUAAUUAUGUAGACGGUCCAAGUGAUGGAGCCACAUCAUACAGUCACCGUUACUCACAUAUAGAAGCAUAUGUGCUGGAUAAAACAUUCAGAGAAUAUACAUUAUUUUCAAAGUUUUAUUAAAACAAACUCAGUAUUCUGAUAAAGUAUGAAGUAACUUCCAUGAUUUACUGAUAAAGAGGCAUUUAAUGAUAAGCAGACAGUAUAAAGUUGAAUUAAUAUUUCAGCCACAUUUUGAUGGUUAAGUCCUCACUGACCUUAAGAAUUAGUGAAUGAAAUACACGAGCAUCGUUGGCAUACUAUACGGUAUUAUGAGAUGCCCUUUUAUAAAAAGAAAACCUAUUAGGCCAAAGUGAUCAUGAUUAUCAGAUAUCUGCUGUAUGUUUGUAUUGAUUAGAAGUUAUUGAGGGGACUGUUGCUAGACAGAUUGUUAGUCACAUUUCACCAUGUGGUCGUAAUCCAUUUAAUACAAAUUGAAUUUAAGUUCAAAUAAAAAUAUUUCAAUAUUCUA
Molecule: messenger RNA, 6524 nt
Organism: Cottoperca gobio
Lineage: Eukaryota; Metazoa; Chordata; Actinopteri; Perciformes; Bovichtidae
Gene: ubr1
Product: ubiquitin protein ligase E3 component n-recognin 1
Exons: 47
Coding region: 226-5448 (1740 amino acids)
Biological process (GO): protein ubiquitination; ubiquitin-dependent protein catabolic process via the N-end rule pathway
Cellular component (GO): ubiquitin ligase complex; cytoplasm
Molecular function (GO): zinc ion binding; ubiquitin protein ligase activity
Source: RefSeq, a predicted model, not a curated record